Aedes albopictus (Asian tiger mosquito) is the source of this 1188-nucleotide messenger RNA. RefSeq names its product replication factor C subunit 2 (gene RfC4). Gene Ontology annotation, cellular component: nucleus; DNA replication factor C complex. The coding region runs from base 106 to 1137 and encodes 343 amino acids. Lineage: Eukaryota; Metazoa; Arthropoda; Insecta; Diptera; Culicidae. Gene Ontology annotation, molecular function: ATP hydrolysis activity; DNA clamp loader activity; DNA binding. The transcript has 3 exons. Gene Ontology annotation, biological process: DNA-templated DNA replication; DNA repair. The record is from RefSeq and is a predicted model, not a curated record.
AUUGCACGCAUUUAAAAACAUCAACAAGAAAUUCGCCGCCAAAAAUCGCAAACACCUUGCUGCUGCAUUUCUAUCCGAUUUUGUUUCAUAAAAAUCUCAAAAACUAUGCCAGAAUCUCGUGUAAACGAAGGGGCAUCCGGUUCCGGUUCGUCGAAGGAUUCGGCGGUCAACAAAAAGAAAAACCUACCUUGGAUCGAAAAGUAUCGUCCACAAAAGUUCGAGGAAAUUGUCGGAAAUGAGGACACCGUUAGUAGACUGGGCGUGUUCGCCACCCAGGGAAAUGCUCCGAACAUCAUUAUCGCCGGUCCACCCGGAGUGGGUAAGACGACCACGAUUCUUUGCUUGGCGCGUAUCCUGCUGGGUGAAAACUUCCGGGAAGCAGUUCUGGAGUUGAACGCCUCGAAUGAGCGUGGUAUCGAUGUGGUUCGAAACAAGAUCAAAAUGUUCGCUCAGCAGAAGGUGACUCUGCCCCGGGGUCGGCAUAAGAUUGUCAUUCUGGAUGAGGCUGACAGCAUGACCGAGGGCGCUCAGCAAGCGCUGCGGCGGACGAUGGAAAUCUACAGCAACACGACCCGGUUCGCGCUGGCUUGCAACACAAGUGAGAAGAUCAUUGAGCCGAUUCAGUCUCGGUGUGCUAUGCUGCGAUUCUCCAAACUCUCGGACGCACAGAUUCUGGCCAAACUGAUUGAAGUCUGCCAGAAAGAGGGGCUUAGUUAUGACGAGGACGGCCUGGAAGCGAUUGUGUUCACGGCCCAGGGCGAUAUGCGACAAGCGCUGAACAAUCUGCAGUCGACGGCUAAUGGAUUCGGUCACAUCAGCGGAGCGAACGUGUUCAAAGUGUGCGACGAGCCACAUCCGAUGUUGGUCCAAGACAUGCUGGAGCACUGCAUCAAGGGCGACAUCCACAAGGCGUACAAGAUCAUGGCCAAGCUGUGGCGGUUGGGGUACGCAGCGGAGGACAUUAUCGGAAAUGUGUUCAGGGUGUGUAAGCGGAUGAACAUGAACGAGAAGCUGAAGCUGUGCUUCAUCCGGGAAAUCGGAGAAACGCACAUGAAGAUUGUGGACGGAUUGAAUUCGUUGCUGCAAAUGUCCGGCAUGUUGGCCAAGCUGUGCGAGGUUUCCUAUGAUUACUCGUAAGUUUCCUUAUAAUUCUGGUUUAGUAAGAUAAGUUUAAGUUUCCUAAAUGAA